UAGGCCUGUCUGUUAUCACCCAGCUCAGGAUCAGAAUAUAACCGAAAGUAAAGUUAUUUGUUCAGAGGACGAGCAGCGACCGUCACCGCUGUGUGGACUCGAACUGGCGCUGGCAACAAUUCUUAAGGGACGGAUGACAAAGCAGAUCGAGCCUCUAAAACCUCAAGCUGUUUUAAGUAAACACAGAGCCUCAAAGAGGACCGGACCGCUGAUGACCAGAAAUGGCACAAUGAAAAAAGUUGCAUCUGCUGAUGAAGAGUGGAGGAAGUGGUGCAACAGGUGGUCAAGAAAAGGUCUCUCUUUUGUAGGAUGGUCAGAGACAAUCUUGAUAAAUCAGUAGUUCAGAGCAAGGAACAGAACCAAGCAUCUGAGAGCCAAAAUCAACGACCUGAAGAACCUGAAGGACCUGAAAGAAGAAAGAGCCCAGAGACAGUUGAAGCAGAGAGCGAAGAGCCAACAGAGAGGCCGCUUGAUUUACUGCAUUGGAAAAAAUUCAACUUCGAGGAAGAAUCAGACACCUGGCGCCAGCCAUUGUCUGGUGCUGAUUCAGAGUGCUUGCCCACACACCUUCGUCCAUUCCGCAGCGCAGCAGAAUAUAAACUAGUGAAACACACCUACCGGCAGCUUCAACACAGUGGAUACUACUGGGGCUCAAUGAGCAUGGAAGAGGCACACAACAAACUAUCAGACACACCCCUGGGCACCUUCCUCAUCAGGGACAGUGGCCAGUUGGAUGUUUUCUUCACUUUGAGUUACCAAAGUGAAGAUGGACCGACCAGUGUUCGGGUCAUGCUAAACAAUCUGCUCUUCAGUUUGUUUGGAAGCCACAGGACUUUUGCUUCAAUCUUCUCUCUGCUCAAGUUCUACACUGGCUCAUCCUGUAAGCUGACUCUUCCCUAUCGCAAGCAGCGACCAGAGCGCCUGAAGCAGAUGUGCAGGAGAGCUCUAACCAAUGCAUAUGGUGCGGAAAAUGUAAGUGCUUUACCUGGACUCAGCUGUCAAGAUAAAGACUAUGUUCAGGCAUACCCUCACUUCAUAUAGAGAAACGUUGAUAGUGUCUUUUGCUGUAUGAAGAUUGUGUUUGUAUUGUAAUAAUAAUAAGUUGUGUUUGUAUUUUAAUAAUAUAUAUUUUUUUCAUUUAUUUAAUUGUUAUUUGAUCACAUUAUCAAAAUUGUAUAUUUUACUGAACACACAUGGUACAUAAUGUUUUGUUACGUACAUUUAACAUCGAUGUAUGCAGGACAUAUAUUCAUCAAAUAAUUUAUGUCGAACAUAAACUGCUUUUAUCACAUGUCUGGUUGACCAAAUAACAAAGUAGAAUUUUCUGCUGUUUAAAGCUGGAUUAAUUCAUGUUUUUCACAACAAAAUCAGCAAAAGAAGUUGACAUACCAAAAGUUUAAUAUGUUCAUUCUCAAAUAUUGGCAACUGUUUUUGUUUUGUCCUGGGCAGUAUAUUUCAUAUGCUAUUGCCAUUGGUUGCAGUUUGGUUUGGUUCUCAACCUUACUAUCUCGAGAUUGUGGCGUAAUAAUCUUGUUAUCGCAGAAAAAAAUAGUUUUCUAGAAAAACUGUGUUAAUUGAGGCAUUGCCUUUAGAAAACGUAGGCAAUUUGAAAAAUAACAUUUUUCCAAGAACGGGGAAAAGCAUGCUCUCAAGAUUUUUAUAGUCUGCCUUGUAAACAAGUAAUCUGAAUGUCUCAUAAAGUAUGUAUUUAAUGUAAUGUCAACAUAACUGAAAGAAAAACUCUUGUAGCAGCUGUGGUCUUCUCAUUCAAUGAUUUUUAUGCAGGUGUCACAAGAAAAUAACUGUUUCUUAAGAAAAUAAACAUUUGCAGGAUCAGACUGCUUAUACAAA
Molecule: messenger RNA, 1851 nt
Organism: Labrus mixtus (cuckoo wrasse)
Lineage: Eukaryota; Metazoa; Chordata; Actinopteri; Labriformes; Labridae
Product: suppressor of cytokine signaling 1-like
Exons: 4
Coding region: 310-1041 (243 amino acids)
Biological process (GO): phosphatidylinositol phosphate biosynthetic process
Cellular component (GO): phosphatidylinositol 3-kinase complex
Molecular function (GO): 1-phosphatidylinositol-3-kinase regulator activity
Source: RefSeq, a predicted model, not a curated record